This is a messenger RNA of Cuscuta europaea, 2414 nucleotides long. Lineage: Eukaryota; Viridiplantae; Streptophyta; Magnoliopsida; Solanales; Convolvulaceae. The record is from the annotation of a GenBank genome assembly.
CAGCAUAGGGCUACAUUUGAGAAGACACGUUACAAGACUGAUGCGGAUGUAAACGAUCCUCGAGACAUGGCCCCAGAUUCUCACACAUCAACUCGCCCGGUUGCGGAAACUUUUUCGCUCAUAUCCAUUGUGGACGUUUUGAGCACGCAGGAACCCGAACCCCGCGGUCGCUCAGUGCAGAUUUAAUUGAAGUCAAGGAUCUCGAAUCUCCCACUGAAAAUGAAUCAGGAGAAUGAAACGUCCCACAAAGUUUCUGCACAUGAGAAGAGGAGCGCAAGUCCUGUAAUUGCUGCUAUCGAAAAUCGAGAUGCCAAGAGGCGGGCGAUUGGACUGGCAGAGGAUUCUUCAACCAUGCUUGCUGAAUCUCCUGAGUUUACAAAGCUUGAUCCUCCUCCUACUUGUGCCUUGGACCCGAGCAAAAGACCGGCUCCUAGAAUUCGCCGAACGAAACAACAACUGAAAGACAUGGGUUCAAUACUUGGAUGUAUUGAUGAUGAUGAUCACAGAUUGGAGACUUUUAUUUAUUGCAUUACUAGUGUGAAUGAUACAAAAGCUGCAGAGGAUGCGCUGAUAGCUUCAGGAUAUGAAAAGGGCUCUAAAGAGUAUAUGGUGCGAUAUAAUUCGUUGAUGUUGAAUCAACGGUCAUACGGACUUACUGUGAAAAGAAAGAACCUUGAUAUUAGCGGGGGCAUUCGUGUGGAAGCUGUACUGAAUGAAGAUGGCAAAUAUGUAUUUGGUAAGGUGCAAAAGCACCGGAUGGGUUGAGGUAGAGUAUCCCUUGCUCCCUUUUACUUGGUAUCCUGCUGCGAAGGAUACAUAUUACCUAGUAUUAAUUAAUUAAUUAAUUAAUUAUCUGGAACAACUGUACUCUAAUGACUAUGCUUUAUCGGUGAUGGAACUGUAUUGGGAAUUGGGCAGUGUAUUGCCGUAUUUGUAUGAGUAUUACUUACCCUGUAUUUCAUGUGAGUUGGAUGACCUAUGCAAACUGAUCCUUGAAAUCAAAUGUCAUCAUAUUUUAAAAGUCUUUACUCUUAGACUUGAAUUUACUGAUCACGCAAAGGACAUCAAUAAGACUUUAAGCUUAUCGUUGAACAUGUUGGUAAUUUCACUUCUUAUAACAUCCCAUAUUUAUUUUUGGCAACUCCAUAGGCAAGUUCAAAUGAGCCUGGUAAGUUUACAGGUCUGUCUUUAAGGUUUCCGUCUCACAUGAAUCAGCAAAUGGAAAACGCUGAGAGGAAAAAAAUUUCCAAUCCUAAAGUUGCUUUUUGCUGCAUAUUCCUUUCACCGGGUAAGCUGCUUCACACCACAUGUAAUAUUUGAACUGCAAAUGUUCUUUUUCCUUAUUUUGCAUGCUAUAACAGAAAAACUGAGAGCUGGUGUUCAAUUGAUUUGAGCAAAGUAUUUGAGUCCUUGCUUUUGAGUUCACAAAUUCACAUACAAUUGAAUGUAACUAACAGAGAAUCACAAUUGAAUGUAUUAUAAAGUUACAUUCAAUUUAUAUUACUCAUCAGUUUGGUUUAUUAAUCUGCAGUUAAAAGAGAAAGUCAAUUUGUUUGAUGAGUGAUAUCUGCAAAGUUCAGUUCUUCCAUCCCUUUAAAAAACCAGCCAAACUGCACAAAAAGUGCAGUUCCUUUCCCUUUAGUUCUUCUUCUCUUCUUUGGCUUGCUUUUAAGUCAUAGUAAUGUCAUAAGAAAAAAUCUUUAUUACAUCUCUUCUUUAAAUAAGAUUUUAAAAAACAUUAGUGGCAAGAUGAUAAAAAAUCACAGUUUUCUCCCAUUCUUUAUUUUCUUAUUUGUCUAUAAUAUUUUAUAAGAUGAGUGUGGCAGAGAUGCGCAUGUUGCGUUGGAUGUGUGGGCAUACUAGGAAGGACCGCGUGAGGAAUGAGACAAUCAGACAAAGGGUGGGAGUAGCACCUAUUGAAGACAAGAUGAGGGAGUCGCGCCUACGGUGAUUUGGUCAUGUGCGUAGAAGAUCGUGUGAUGCACCUGUCAGACGAGUUGAAAUGUGUGGAGAAGAGGCAGGGAAGAGAGGGAGAGGAAGACCCAAACAGUCGUGGGUUAGGGGAGUUCAAAGUGAUAUGCUUCUUCUGAGGUUGGAUGAGAGCAUGACUUUGUAGAGAGCUAAGUGGAGGUCGGGUAUUCAUGUGGAGGAGUGAUCUCGUAUCAUCUUUUCCCAUCAUCUUUUUUUUUCCUUGUUUUUUAUCCUUAUAUAUAAGCAUUAUUUGUAUCAUUUUUAUUAUCUGUAUCCUUUUUAUUUUAUCAUUUUUAUGUAUAUUCAUCUCUUUUUAUAUUAUCUUUUUGUAAUAGCUUAUCUUUCUUAUCUUUAUUUUCUUUUCUUUUCUUUUGGUGGUGAUAUCAUGUAUCGAUUCAUGUUAGUAAACCCCAAUAUCUUUUGGGACUAAAGCUUGGAUGUUG